CGGCGGAGCGGUGCGGGGGCGAGUGUGCCGCUGGCGGGGUGCUGUGACCGACGCCGCGCCCGGCGCCGCUGACCGACGCGGCCCUGCCCGACACGCCGUCAACAUGGAGAAAAUGAAAGUGGCCGAGCAGAGGCCGAAGGUGACGCCGUGCCGGUCGCGGCUGCGUCCGCGCCGCCCGCGAUUCCUGCGCGCCGGCUACCUGCGGAACGCGGCCAGCUUCCUGGCGUUCACGGCCCUGUACGCCGGCGUUAACGUCGUGCUCUUCAGCUGGCGCGUGUGGCAGUACCGGGACCGGUCGCUGCUCGAGCGCAUGGCCAGAGGCACAGGGUUUUGCCUCAACUUCGACUGCGCCGUGGUGCUGUUGCUGGUGCUGCGACGCGUGCUGACCUGGCUCCGGACGAGGCACGUCGGCCAGCUGCUUCCGCUCGAGCACCACAUCUAUCUGCACAAGAUGGCCGGCUGGUCCGUCUACAUCCUCAGCAGCGCGCACACCCUCUUCCACAUGGCCAACUUCGUGAACAUGUCGCAGAGCUCGGGGGUCACGGUGCAGGACUACCUGUUCGACACGUCCAUGGGCAUCGGCUGGUUCGCCGGCUCUGCCAACAUCACGGGGAUCGCGCUUCUCAUCAUUCUUACCAUCAUGGUCAUCUGCUCGCAUCGGGCCGUCAGGAAGUCCGGCUACUUUGAGAUCUUCUACUGGACGCACCUGCUCAGCAUCCCCACCUGGGUACUGCUCAUCCUGCACUCGCCCAACUUCUGGAAGUGGUUCCUGCUGCCGGGCGCGCUGUUCGCGCUCGAGGUGGCCUGCCGGAUCAGCCGGGUGUGCAGUGACCGCGGUCGGUCCACCGUCACCUCCGCCACACUGCUGCCCAGCGAGGUGGUGCGUCUGACCGUGUCACGACCGCCCGGCUUCCUGUUCCACCCGGGCGACUUCUGCUACGUGAACAUCCCGGCGGUGGCCAAGUACGAGUGGCACCCGUUCACCAUCAGCAGCUCGCCGGAGAAUAACGACCAGAUCACCUUCCACAUCCGCGCCGUCGGCGAAUGGACGCGCAGCCUGCACGACAAGGUGCUGGAGGCCUGCCUCAAGUCCUUCCUCUACGACCAGUUUGUGCUGAUGAAGGCCACGGCCACUACGAUGGCGGUGCCGGCCGAGCCGCCGCCGGCCACCGUCGAGGAGGUGGCGCCACCGUCGGCGGCGACGGCGCCACAGCGGCGCUCGGGCGCCACCGCCGUGCUGCCGGCGCACCUGCGGCGGCUUGAGUGGCUGCGCCGCGGCCGCGCCAAUUCUACCAGCUCCACGAAGGGCAUGGUCUCGCGCGACGACAGCGAGGUCGACGAGGUGACGAGAGGCGGCCGCGACAACGCCGGCUUCCAGGCCGAGGAGGAGGCCGAGGAGGCCGGCGCCGCCGGGCUGCGGCCGCCGGCCGAGCGGGCUGAGCCCGGCGAGCCCGGUCGAGACGACUCGAGUCGAGACAACUCGAACCGGGACGGGUGCGCCGGCUGCGACGCGGCGCCGGCGAGCGGGCGGACGGACGGGAUGGAGGGCGCGGCGGAAGCGCCGGCGGAAACCCCGACGCUAUUGGCGCGCCGUGGCGCCAACAAAGCCAGCACGGUCCGGCGCAGGCAGGAGAAGAGUCUACAGCACGGCUCGGUAGACAACAUUAGCUGGAAGAUAAUUCUGGACGGGCCCUAUGGUGCUCCAUCUACCAGCAUCUUCCACGCGCAGCACGCCGUCCUAGUCGGUGGUGGCAUCGGCGUAACGCCCUUCGCUUCCGUCCUCCACUGCAUUGUGGACCGGUACAACGCGGCGCACCGGCCGUGUCCGCACUGUACCGUGCCCACCUGCCUCGAGAUGCCCUCCACCAUGCUCAAACUGAAAAAGGUGGACUUUGUAUGGGUGAACCGGGACAUGCGGAGCUUCGAGUGGUUCCUGGAGCUGCUGCACCAGCUGCGCGAGUCGCAGGAGCGACGCGGCAGCCAGCUGGACAACUUCCUCACCAUGCAGCUGUACAAAACCUCCUCCAUGCCCAUCGUGGGCGCCGUGCCACUGCGUAACGAGGUCAAGCAGGGCCGACCCGACUGGGACAAGGUAUUCAGCCAGAUCCGCGAUCGGAGACAGGGCAAGGUCACGGUGUUCUACUGCGGCCCUCCCACACUGGGGAGCGUCAUCCGAGAGAAGGCGGCCAAGUAUAGCUUCGGCUUCGUCAAGGAGAUGUUCUGAGGCGCCGCAUUAGCCCCUGCGCCUGCUGUGAAAACCUAGUGCCAUAGGACGUGCGAUGAUUCUACCGCGUGAUUGCAGACCAUAUUUAAAUGACCCCUGUGGAGAGCGAGACCCGUGAGUAGUGCUCUGACGAUCCGGCGCGCAUCAGUGAGCGCAUGUGGCAACAAUAUUUACAGUGAGUGGAGGCAGGUGCAAAGUGAUAUGAACGCUUGUGAACCAUGUGUCGCGCGCCUUUACUGGGCUGGAGCGUGCGAAUCGCUGAAUGCUCGACUGCUGUCAGUUGCUCAGCGCUCCUAGUAGCCCAUGCCGACGAAUGAUACCUAGUAUAAGUUGUGUGAUUAAUUACCUAUUCAGACGAGCAGCUGAACACCUCGGUAGUGGCAAAUUUUGUAAGGCUAUGCACAAUGUGUGUGUUUGUAUUCCUGUGAUAAAAUAAAACACUACGUGUUUUCGGCGAAA
Messenger RNA from Pollicipes pollicipes, 2683 nucleotides. RefSeq names its product NADPH oxidase 5. Lineage: Eukaryota; Metazoa; Arthropoda; Thecostraca; Pollicipedomorpha; Pollicipedidae. The coding region runs from base 104 to 2224 and encodes 706 amino acids. Gene Ontology annotation, molecular function: superoxide-generating NAD(P)H oxidase activity. The record is from RefSeq and is a predicted model, not a curated record. Gene Ontology annotation, biological process: superoxide anion generation; defense response. Gene Ontology annotation, cellular component: NADPH oxidase complex; plasma membrane. The transcript is spliced from 11 exons.